This is a messenger RNA of Uranotaenia lowii, 1790 nucleotides long. RefSeq lists its product as uncharacterized. Lineage: Eukaryota; Metazoa; Arthropoda; Insecta; Diptera; Culicidae. Gene Ontology annotation, molecular function: RNA endonuclease activity; mRNA binding. Bases 166 to 1605 code for a protein of 479 amino acids. Gene Ontology annotation, cellular component: nucleus; cytoplasmic ribonucleoprotein granule. The record is from RefSeq and is a predicted model, not a curated record. The transcript is spliced from 6 exons.
ACCCGCAUAUGUUUUGAUAUCUUUUCCUAGCGCAGCUCGCACGAAAAGCGCCUUUUCCAGUUUCAAAAUUCACAAAAUUAAUUUCAAACAAACGGAAACGUGUUUAAUUUUGUUCCGUAAACUAAGUAAGUGAGUUUCGUUGGAAAAUAGGAACAAUUUUAAGAGAUGGCACGUAAUAAGAAAGUCCGGAAAAGUGUGGGCAUUCGAGGUUCCGCUCGUAAAACCGGGAGCCGGAUAUUGGCGAAACCUAAGCCGAACGAUCAUCUAGAUAACACGCGACGCAAACGUCGAUCCAGCCAAACUUUCAAAAAGAUUUUUUCCAAUUUUCAGAUUCACCAACAAAAUCUUCUACGAAAAGAAAUUUUGAAGGAGCAACAAAAACACGGGAAAGAAAACAACAAAAGGUUACCCAUGGAUAUGAUCUUGUACCCACCGAUUCCGCCUCCUCCGGCUCCCAAAAGACAGGAUUUAACUAAACCAUCCACCUCAGCGACAUCAACCAGACCAAGCAAAUCACGAACUCCCAAAAGAAACAAGCCAAUGCGGCUACUGAGCGACACACCGAUCGUGAUUGAUUCCGAAGAUGAGCACAUCCCGGAAGCUAAAGAAUCGGCACCGCUUUUCUACGUGGACACCUCGAGUGGUUUCAACGACCGGGAGGUCCCAAAGUACACCAGCAUCAUCGACGAGCCGGACGACGACGAGAAGAAUCCAAACGUCGCGGAAAGUGUUCUCGAAGAGGGAGAAAUCAAGAGUGAAGACGAGACUGAUGUGAUGAAUGCACGCCUUACGAAUAGUGAGGAAAUCAACAUAUUGGAUAGCGAUGACGAAGAAUCCGUGCCAAAACAUUCUGUACCUCUACCUUUGAAAGUGGGUCCCAAUUCUGGGGACGAAUCAGUUAUUUUCUGUUUCGAGGAAGUGAUCGACGUUGAUGCCCAAAAUGAUCGUUUCGGUGCUUGCGAUUACAUCCCCAUAGGGUACGAUGUAGAUGUUGGAAGGAGGAAGGGAAAGAAGCGCAGCCGAAAGGAUAAAAUUAAACUUAAUUCGAGUGAUGAAAAAACAUUAGAAAAUAAUGUUGCCUCGAGCUCGAAGCGAAUGGUUAUCAUCGAUGGAAACAAUGUUGCCUUUGCCCACACCUGCGGACAACAGUUUUCAGUAAAGGGUCUCAAAAUUUGUAUAGAUUAUAUCAAAAAGAUGGGACACGAGGUCAAAGCCGUUGUUCCACAGUUUAGGCUAAAGAAAGACAAAAGUACCGAUCAGAAGCUGCUGGAGGAACUGUACAAAAGUGGUGAUGUGCUGCUCGCUCCGAGUAAGAACCUUCCCGGCCAGUGGUCCUCGUCCUACGACGAUCGAUUGAUCAUUUCGGUGGCGGAAAAGUUCGACGCCGUUAUAAUCUCCAACGAUAACUUUCGGGAUCUUCUAGCGGAAAGCGAUUCCUGGAAGAAGAUAAUCGAAACGCGAGUGAUCGGCUAUACCUGGGUGCUGGAUGCCUUCUUCCUGCCGGAUGAUCCGUACGGUCGACACGGACCGAAGCUGAAGGAUUUGCUCGAACCAAAGCAAAAAGACGGCAGCAGCCCCAAACAGAGCACGGGCGGCGCAUCGUAGGAAUUUCUUUCGAUUUGGCAAGUUUUUUCCUAUAUUUCGUUUUACCAGUAGCAAUAACAGUUUUUUUCGUUAUAAAUUUAAAGCAAAAAAAAGCAAUGUUUUGUUAUGUUUGUUGGAUACAAUACGUUAAAAACUACGAUGAAUGUGUAACAAAGGAUGACCUUACGUUUAAUGGUGUACAUGAA